Oncorhynchus masou masou (cherry salmon) is the source of this 4585-nucleotide messenger RNA. RefSeq names its product zinc finger protein 507-like. Gene Ontology annotation, biological process: positive regulation of transcription by RNA polymerase II. Lineage: Eukaryota; Metazoa; Chordata; Actinopteri; Salmoniformes; Salmonidae. The record is from RefSeq and is a predicted model, not a curated record. The transcript has 7 exons. Gene Ontology annotation, cellular component: nucleus. The coding region runs from base 100 to 3138 and encodes 1012 amino acids.
AGUGUGAGAGACAGAGGCCACCUUUAUUGAUAAAGGAUAAAGCAUAUUUUUUUGUAUUUUGUUCUGAGGCCAAAGAUCUUUCAGAUUUUCCGGUUCAGCAUGGAGGACAGCAGUGGAGUUGCCAUCUUGGUCCCCCACUCUAGAGGCCAACAGGAGUCUGUCUUCAUCCCUGAAAGGGUGGAAACGCCCCCAGGUACCCUGAUGGAGCCUAGGGAUGAUGACCAGGGGCAGCAGCAGAAACAGGCUGCAGACUCCCUCAUCGAGGUGAUCGAGAAGCUCAGCAAGAUCGUGGAGAAGCGCCCGCGUCGAUUCACCCUGGCUGGGAAGAAGAGAGCCCUCAUGUCCUGUGCCUCCGUCAGAGUCCCAGAGAUCAGGGAGGGCAGUGGUGGGUCCUCCUCCUGCAAGAGAGCCCGGGAGUUGGAGGAAGAGGUGAAAGAUCAGAAAAUCCAGCCAGACAACAGUGCACCCGCUGGCAGCAGUAGGACCAUCACCUGUUACCAGUGCAGCCUGUGUCGGUUCCUGUCCCCGACCUUGAGCCUGCUGAAGGAGCACCUGCGGCAGCACGAUGAGCAGCACAGUGACCUCAUCCUCAUGUGUUCUGAGUGUCGCUUCACCUCCAGCCACCAAGAGGAGCUAGAGGCCCAUGUCAGGCUCCACUUUGACUGCAGCAACUCUAACAAGAACCCUGUAUCCAGCCAGCAGGCCAGCGAGGGAAAUGAGGGGUUAGGGAUGGGGGGUAGUGUGGAGGAGGCUGUGUUCAAAACUGCCAUGGACUGUGCUGAGGAGAUCCCUGCUAAGAAGAAGUGGUACAGCUAUGAGGAGUAUGGGAUAUACCGCUGCCUGAUCUGCAGCUAUGUGUGUGGACAGCAGCGAAUGUUAAAGACCCAUGCAUGGAAGCACGCAGGUCUGGUGGACUGCUCUUACCCUAUCUUUGAGGACGAGGCAGUGGCACCAGCACCUCCUGUAGUUCCUCCUGCAGAAGAAGCCAUAGUAGUCCUCACCCCGGUCCCAGAGAAAUCUCAUAACCUCAACAAGAUGUCCACAUUCCAGAUCGACCUCUGUGCCCCUGUGGCGGAAUGUGGGAAUGAGGCUGUGACAGAACCGAUCACAGAGGAGAGCCCAGUGGAGGGGCCAUAUCCCUCUAAAGACCCUGUCACUGAGGAACCAAUGUUGGAGGUACAGGUGACCACAGAGACUGAGGUGGAACCUAUGCAGGACUGUUGUCAUAUUACCAGUACAACAGACAGCCUCCUGUCGUCAGCCCAGAAGAUCAUCAGCUGCAGCCCCAACAGUGCAGACCAUGUCAAUGUCAUAGUGGAACGACUGCCCUGUGCAGAGGAACCUGUGGCCACCCAGCCCCUCCCCAUCCUUCCCAGCCCAGAGGUGGGCAGAGACAAGAGCCUGCUGGCUGCAGAGGAGGCGGGCCAUGUGGAGACCCAGCCAGUGUUUGUUGACAAGGACGGGCAGCAGGAGGUUUUGAUUGGCUGGAGCAACAGUGAGAGGCAGCAGACCACCACGGACCCUCCACAUGACGAGAACGCUCCCCCAGCCCGCAGGAGGACCCACUCUGAGUCUCUGAGGCUUCACUCCCUGGCCGCUGAAGCCCUGGUGACCAUGCCUAUGAGGACAGCGGAGCACAUCAGGAGCAUCGUGGGUCAGGGCUCCCAGAGCCCUGACACGGGCCAGUGGCUCCUGGAGAUGGCCACGGCUGCAGCAGUAGCAGCUGACAGAGCCCCUGCAGCAGUAGAGGAGCUGACCGGCAUGGGCAGCGUGGGGGCAGCGCUGGUAGACCUGGAGUUGCAGGGGUCCAGAGAGGACGGGCUGGCCGAGGGCCCCGCCAAGGCUGGCAUCAGCCUGUCCCUGCUGACGGUCAUAGAGAGGCUAAAGGAGCGCUCGGACCAGAAUGCCACGGACGAGGACAUCCUGAAGGAGCUCCAGGACAACGCCCAGAGCCAGCACGCUGGGGAGGUCAGCGCCUGUGGAGGGGGGGACCCGGGUAACCCUGGUGGGGGUCUGGUGGACUACAUCCCUGGCAGCGAGAGGCCCUACCACUGUCGCCUGUGUCGCUACAGUAGUGGGAACAAGGGCUACAUCAAGCAGCACCUGCGAGUACACCGCCAGAGACAGCCCUACCAGUGUCCCAUCUGUGAACACAUUGCCCUGGACAGCAAAGAUCUAGAGAGCCACAUGAUCAACCACUGCAAGACCAGGAUGUACCACUGCAAGGAGUGUACUGAGGCCUUUUAUUACAAAAGUCAGCUGAGGAACCACGAGACAGACCAGCACGGUUUGGGCGACACCGGCGCAAUACUAACCCCUGUCACUGAAACCACGGCCACCGCGGAGGGAUCUGUAAAGAUGACAGACGAUGACUCCAUCAGUUCGCAGAAGGUGUACAAAUGUGACGUGUGUGAUUACACCAGCUCCACUUACGUUGGAGUUCGCAACCACCGGAGGAUCCAUAACUCUGACAAGCCUUACAGGUGCUGCAGCUGUGACUUUGCCACGACCAACAUGAACAGCCUGAAGAGCCACAUGAGGAGACAUCCCCAGGAGCACCAGGCUGUCCAGCUACUGGAGCAGUACAGGUGUUCACUGUGUGGCUAUGUGUGCAGUCACCCUCCGUCCCUCAAGUCUCACAUGUGGAAGCACGCUGGCGAUCAGAACUACAACUACGAGCAGGUGAACAAAGCCAUCAACGAGGCCAUCUCCCAGAGCGGCCGUUCCCCCAGUGCCCCGCAGAAGGUUCCAGCAGUGGGGGAGGCAGUGGCAGAGCAGUCAGGUGUGGUGCAGGGUGGGAAGGAGGACCCAGCCCCUCUAGCAGGAAUCCCUGUGGACAGUGUGGGAGCUGGCUCAGGGGCAUCAACAGAGCUCAUCCAGUGGUCCUCCAGAGAGCCUGCCCCCCAGAGUGAAACCCCCCAGCACAGCCCCCUCGGGAUGGAGGGGGUCCAGUCCCGGGCCGGCAUGGAGUAUUGUGUGCUGCUGUUCUGCUGCUGUAUCUGUGGCUUUGAGUCUACCAGCAAGGAGAGACUGAUGGAGCACAUGAAGGAACAUGAGGGAGACAUCAUCAGCAUCAUCCUGAACAAGGAGCAGCAGCAGGGAGCAGCCCAACCAGCAGAGGGCAGCACAGCACAGUGAGACAGCAUUUAACCCCGUACCCCUCCCCUUACCCCAACAGAGAGCCAGGAACCUACCCCCUCACUCAGAGUAACUUAAGUCUGACUUAACAGGGAAGUACUGUACCUUGCAUCUUGUUUUCUGGUUCUUAAUUCCAUGUACUUAACAGAAGGUUACAAAAAGUGUCUCUGUUGGAGCUCAGACGUAUAGAAAAUUGGAAAAUUCCAAUUUCAAGGAUUUGCAGUAAAAUGUUAUACCUGAACAAGUUCAGACACGUUUAAUACCUCAGCAAACAGACAUUUCCGUAUUUACAAAUGGAGCUCAGUCCAUUUUACUCAGCAAACAUAUAUUGACCACAUGGCAGCUUUUCUAUUCAAAUAUUUUAAUAUAAUUUAAUAUAUUUAAUCCUUCACAUUUAUAGUUUAUCUGUGGCACCUGCACUAGGCUGUACAGAGAUGCCAUCUACUUGCAUGUUGUGUUCAUCAUAGCUAUAUUUAUAUUUUAAUAUGGGUUAAUACAACCUGGUCUCAGAGCAUUUCGUAUUAUUCUGUACGGAAAUCUGAGACAAUCGAUAUUGUACAUUUUGCAAAUUCUUAACAGCUGUUAGCCACCUAGCGAGAAUUCGUAACAUAGGAUAUGUUUAGCAAAUUUCAUAACAUAUUGUAUGUUUUGCAAAUUCAUAACAUAUAAUAUGAAUUGUAAUUCGUAACAUAUCAUACAAAAUGAAUGGUGGACUACCACAAAUUAAUACAUACCAUAAGAAACAUAACCUAUCAUACUAAUUUGAGUGUCCUGGAUUUACCUUUUACUAUGUUACGUCUAGCCUAUGAGACCAGGCUGGUUAUUAAUAUGUAUCAAUGUAGGCCUAUGCGUGUUGGUUUCCGUUAUGUCGAAGCGAAGGAGAUGCCUUGUUUUGUUCAAUUCACUGUUUGAUGCUAUUUUGACCUAUUGGACCUCUGGAAAGUUAUGGUAAUGAUGGGUCACUUGAGGGUGGUUUCCUAAAGCUGUAGGAUAGAUAGGCUGGCACAAGUUGUUGUUUUACCAAUAUUCACUACAGCAUCAAGGGCUCUUGAGGCAGAAAUAUGUUUGGGCGGAAUCUUUACGCUACGAUCAGUCUAUUAUGGUGCAUAUUAGUGGUUGCGCUAGACCCAGGUGUAAUGGUGGUGAGAUGGUAAAUGUACAUCCAUUGAACUUUGAUUGCAGGCAACACCCAACUGUGUUUAGCUUUGGCUACUUAUAGUUACUUUAGUGAAAGUAUUACUGUUCUGAUUACGAUAAUCUUUUCUGGAUUCAUGUUUUAGUUAAAUAAUUGCCAAGUUUAUCACUUGAAUAUGUUAAGCAAUUUCCAAAGUUUCUCCAUAUAGGCCUAGCACUUGUAGAUAAUGGAUAGAUGGAGUGAUUGACAUCCUAGCACAGAGCAGUGUGCUAGUAUACUAAACCUUUGUGAGAACAAAUGAAUAGCAGUUUC